UUGGAUCUAUCUGUUUACCCCGGAGCUCCUCUGAUAACGUAGAAACUAUGUCUGAUAAAACGGAGGUCAACCUGUCCGGAGUCAAAGAAAGUAAAGGCGUGUGGCUUGUAAAGGUUCCCAAGUAUUUAUCUCAGCAAUGGGACAAGGCCACAGAAAAGGGAGAAGUUGGAAAGAUUACCAUUGGAAAGAAACAAGGCAAAACAGAGGUACGUUUCAGCUUGAAUGCAGAGCUGUGUGCCCUGGGUGCUGUGGGGGAGAAGGAUGGAUCACUGCAGGUCCCAAGGGAUCAUCCCUUCACUAUGCACACAGUGGGUGGACAGACCAUGGCUGUCUUCAGCCAGAGUGACACAGAUGGAAUCAGUCUGGAGGGGACGGUGGUGCACCGAGCUGAAUGCAGACCGGUCGUCAAUGACAACUACAUGAAGCUGAAGAAGCUGCAGAUUAAAGAGUCCGCCAAGCCUCAGCGUUUGUCACAGCAGCUCGAGAGAGCCGUCACUACUGUCUUCAAGCCUGUGGCCAACCACGACUUCAAUGUGGACUAUGAGAAGAAGAAGAAGUCGGAGGGGAAGAUGGUGAGGGCUGAGCGGCAGGUCGUGUUGGACAUGCUGUUCUCCGCCUUUGAGAAGCACCAGUAUUACAACAUUAAGGACCUGGUGGACAUCACCAGACAACCUGUGACUUACCUGAAAGAAAUCAUGAGGGAAAUCGGGACGUACAACAGCAAGGGAGCUCACAAGAGCACUUGGGAACUGAAGCCAGAGUACCGACACUACCAGUCUGCCGAGGAGGAGGAGGAGAUGGAGACCACCUAGUCUCAUCGAAAUAAAGACAUCCUCUGCUGUCUGGAAAUUUCAACCGCACCAACGAAUCGGAGAAAAACAAAGAACGAAACGGCUGGAGACUCAUUUCCAGUCACGGUGCACCUUUCUAGUAGUGUUACUAUGGC
Molecule: messenger RNA, 946 nt
Organism: Toxotes jaculatrix (banded archerfish)
Lineage: Eukaryota; Metazoa; Chordata; Actinopteri; Toxotidae
Product: general transcription factor IIF subunit 2-like
Exons: 9
Coding region: 48-812 (254 amino acids)
Biological process (GO): transcription initiation at RNA polymerase II promoter; transcription by RNA polymerase II
Cellular component (GO): transcription factor TFIIF complex
Source: RefSeq, a predicted model, not a curated record